Molecule: messenger RNA, 4333 nt
Organism: Boleophthalmus pectinirostris (great blue-spotted mudskipper)
Lineage: Eukaryota; Metazoa; Chordata; Actinopteri; Gobiiformes; Gobiidae
Gene: cpt1a2b
Product: carnitine palmitoyltransferase 1A2b
Biological process (GO): carnitine metabolic process; fatty acid metabolic process; protein phosphorylation
Cellular component (GO): mitochondrion
Molecular function (GO): protein kinase activity; ATP binding; carnitine O-palmitoyltransferase activity
Source: RefSeq, a predicted model, not a curated record
UUGUAGUUUUUGUGUGAGGAUGCUACUUUCUGGAUUGGACUAAGACACACCUCAACUGCAUGACAAGCAAGUGCAAGGGAGUAGCCUGCAGGGCCCGGCUUCCCAUCACGACCAGCUCCUCUCCACGCCGCCUGUGAUCGCCUGUGAUGUGCGUUACGGCGUUACGCACGCAGCACGACUCAUUCCUAUAGUUUGAUCUUGCCUUACAAAUAUAUCACGGUGACGGACGUAAAAGGUUGGUGGAGAAGGAUGAGCAGCAAGGAGCUGACGGUGGGCCAGUCCAGUCAGUACGUGGGGCCCUACCGGUUGGAGAAGACCCUUGGAAAGGGACAGACAGGGCUGGUAAAACUGGGGGUCCACUGUAUAACGGGACAGAAGGUGGCCAUAAAGAUUGUGAACAGAGAAAAGCUCUCAGAAUCUGUGUUGAUGAAGGUGGAGAGGGAAAUAGCUAUUCUUAAACUAAUCGAGCACCCUCACGUCCUCAAGCUGCAUGAUGUGUAUGAGAAUAACAAAUAUCUGUAUUUGGUGCUGGAGCAUGUGUCUGGGGGAGAAUUAUUCGACUACCUAGUGAAGAAGGGUAGACUGACCCCCAAGGAAGCAAGGAAGUUUUUCAGACAAAUCAUUUCAGCCCUCGACUUCUGCCACAGUCAUUCUAUAUGUCAUAGAGACCUGAAACCAGAAAACCUCCUCCUGGAUGAGAAGAACAACAUCAGGAUAGCAGACUUUGGCAUGGCCUCAUUGCAAGUGGGCGACAGUUUGUUAGAAACAAGCUGUGGAUCUCCACAUUAUGCCUGUCCAGAAGUCAUACGGCAUGGCAAAUGCUAUGACAGGUGGUUUGAUAAGUCCUUCUCCAUUGUGAUUUACAAGAAUGGAAAGAAUGGUUUGAAUGCCGAGCACUCCUGGGCCGACGCGCCCACAGUGGCUCAUCUCUGGGAGUUCACAUUGGCCACAGAUGCGUUCCAGUUGGGCUACACCGAGGAUGGACACUGUAAGGGUGAGGUUGACCGCUCCCUCCCAUCUCCUCAAAGGCUCCUGUGGGACAUCCCGGCUGAGGUUCAGACGCAAAUUUGCAAGUCCCUCACUGUGGCCCAAAACCUGGCAGAUGAUGUAGACUGCCAUGUGUUCCCCUUCCGAGAGUUUGGGAAAGGACGGGUAAAGAAACUGCGCAUAAGCCCGGACGCCUUCAUCCAAAUCAGCCUGCAGCUUGCUUACUACAGGGACCGCGGUGGUUUUUGUCUGACUUAUGAGGCAUCCAUGACUCGUUUGUUCAGAGAAGGCCGCACAGAGACGGUCCGUUCCUGCUCCAAUGAGACAUGUGCCUUUGUCAGAGCACUGGAGGGGGGAGAGUCAGUGGAGCAGUGCAGACGCCUUCUCCAGCUGGCAUCCGAAGGGCAUCAGAACCUGUAUCGCAUGGCCAUGACAGGAGCAGGCAUCGACAGACACCUCUUCUGCCUUUACGUGGUCUCAAAAUAUCUGGGCGUGGACUCACCUUUCCUCAAAGAAGUUUUGUCAGAGCCCUGGCGUCUUUCCACCAGCCAAACCCCCAUACAGCAGAUUGAACUGUUUGACCUCAAAAACAAUCCUGAUUACAUUUCCCUGGGAGGCGGGUUUGGGCCUGUUGCUGAUGAUGGGUACGGAGUGUCAUAUAUUAUUGUUGGAGAAGAUAUGAUCAACUUUCAUGUUUCAUCAAAGCAUUCCUGCAAGGAGACAGACUCUCAUAGGUUUGGUGCUCAGACCAAGGCUCUACAGGACAUUAUGACGCUCAUGUCGGCUGAACCUAAAUCUACAGCUGCAUUCAGAGGAACAUCCCAGCCCAAGAAGCAGCUGUGAAGAGGUCACCAGUUACUUGUGUCAUAUGGGUUUAUUUACUCUAUGUCCAAGGUACUAGAUUCAACACAUAAUAGCAAAGAUGCACCACUUUCUAUGGAAGUAUAAUUCCUAAAUGUCCAUAAAACAUCCCUGCUGUUUGAUAAUAUUCUACAGCUUGUAAUCUAGCUUUAAAUUAAAACCUGUUCUGAAUCAGAUACAUAUACAGGAUUUCAUUAUUGAUACUUUGCAGCGACAUCAGACUGGGGGGGUCUAUAUGUAUGUAUAUGGCAGAAUGUUCAUGGUGACACAAUUUGCACAUGAGCACAUACUGCCAAAACAGUUUUAAAAUAGUAUGUAACUCAAGAAAAAAUACAAAAUGAAUUUAAACAACACAUUUUAACAGUUGGCGAACCCUAUCGAUCUUGUGACAGUAAUGUUAUUGGAGAGCGACUUGUUUAACAGCACAAAUUAGCUCAUUUGUUGUAGUUCCAGCAGCAAGUCUGUUCUUUAUGGUCAAAUUGUGAUUAAAGUCUAACUUUGAUAAUUGAGCCUCAGACAGAGCAGUGCCUACAUUAGCAUCACAUCCCCAGGGGAGUUUGAUGACAUUAGCUGUAAAAUGUCAAUUAGUUUAGUACAUUGGACCAAUUAUUCAAUUUGCUUCAAAUUUUUAUAAUAUGAAUGGAUGUUUAAUUGGAAAUACUGCAAACAUGAAAUGUUUACACUCUAUAUCAAGGGACAUUCAGGUUACCAACAUAACAAGGCAUAGUAUAUUAAGUAUGCAAGUUUAUAACAUUUAAAACUUCAUUUUAAAUAGAUUGCAACUACAUGAUAUGGGAAAGAACUUCAUCCCAAAAUGAAAGUAGGUGCAAACUACUGUAGUAAAGAACAUGUUUAAUUAUUAUUUUUUUUUGCAUAAGAGCAUUGUGUACAUAAUUUUAGUUUUGGGUGUAUAUUGUUAUAAAAUUGUACUUUUUAUCCAGUUUAAAGGGGCACUAUGUAAGACCACAACAAAGAAAGCACAAGCUGGUGAUGAACCCUCCACCAGAAGACAUACUCAGUGCACCUUUAAAAGUCUGAUGAAUGACUUAUCAAUUUGCUCCCAUACAAUGGCAUUUGCCAGUAAACAAGUUCAUGUUACAUUCACUUUGCCCAAAAUCAAAAGACUAGACACUCAGAGAGUGAAAGAUGACAUAAAGGAAGCUCUGUGCUUAAAUUAAAUUACAAUUACACUGUUGGAAAUACAUUCAAACAUGUUCUUGGCUUGAAAUCCAAUUUGUGCGGCUAUAAUAAAAUUGAAACAUGAAAAGUCAGAUGGGUAUAAUAGUAUAACAUGUAUAUAAUGGUGGUGUUGUGUUUUAUACAGUGCAGGGAGGAGAAGAGAGAAGGCUUAUGCUUCUUUGUUUUAGUCUUAAACUUUUAACAUUGUGUGCAAGUUUGUUUUAAUCUAUUAUUACUUACUGCUCAAAUCAUGUCUAGACUUCCUUGUUUAAACUGAAAGGCACCUCUCAGCAGUGCUUGGUACUUUCCCCUCUGCAUUUCCUUUCGCUAUCAAGCUUAACAGUGACCACCCACCCCCGGUUCUGUAAUACAAUUUUCAAUUCAAAAUGUCAUGGACUUUCCGAAAAAAAAUAUUUUUGGAAAGUUUGCUCAUUACUAAUGACUACAAAAUCUAUAAUUUUAUUUAAAAUCUGUUUCUGAAACUUUAUAAACCUCAAAGUUAUUAAAACAAUUUUCUUUUGGACUUAAAAAAACAUUAUGAACAUCAGUUACUAUUGAAUUUUUAAUAUUUGAAGUCUAUGGGUAAAAUUAAUGGAAUUUUUUACUUCCGGAAUCAGAGCGGACUUUGAAGUGGGCUCGUCUGUUGUCUCUUUUACUCACUUGGUUGUAAAACUAGUGUGUGCCUCAUGUCUGUUCCAGGUUUAUUAAUGCAAUCUCUUAAAUCAAUGCAAUUUGGAAAAUUUACUGUAAGCUCGUUGAAUGUUGCUCUGUUAGAAGAAGUGAUAUAAGUAGUCAUGGACCACUGUGAGUCUAAACAUCCCCAAAUAGGCAUGUAAGCUCAAAGUACAUUUUUGUGGUCUGGUUCAUUUUCUACUUGUAGCUACUUGUUUUCCAGUUCUGUUGCAUUUUCGGCCAUUCCCCAAAGAUGAAAUUAACAUGUUCUACCUCUUCUCUUUAUAAUACAAACCUUUACUGUAUUAACAAACUGGUGAUCCUCAGUAGCAAUUAUGCUGGACUAAACACACUCACAAACCAAUACUGUGCCUAAUGCCACUUUGCGGGGAUGGGCUGGCUCUUGCGUUAAAGACUACAGUUUGGACGACAGGGCUGUUAGCAUAAGCACUGAACUUCAGGUUGUGAUUGUAUUCAUAUUUACAUGUCUGCAUUUUUGGCAUUUUUUGUACAUUUUGCUAAACAGCUGUUCUUAUGGUCUUAUUUUCUUAAAUACUGAGCUUUGCACUGGUUGGUGUGUAGCCUACUCUUGGCUGAGUUAAACGUGUUAAAUAAAUAAACAGUUAUGGAGCUA